Messenger RNA from Letharia columbiana, 342 nucleotides. RefSeq lists its product as uncharacterized. Lineage: Eukaryota; Fungi; Ascomycota; Lecanoromycetes; Lecanorales; Parmeliaceae. The transcript has 2 exons. The record is from RefSeq and is a predicted model, not a curated record. The coding region runs from base 1 to 342 and encodes 113 amino acids.
AUGAACCACGAGUUGGCGAAACGGCAUUUCUGGUGCAACGGAGUGGAUUCCAAGAACAUCUGCCCUGAAGCCCAGACCAUGGUCCCCAUCGACGAGUACGCCUGCGACGCCAUCUCCAGUGCUGGAAGGAUGAGCCAGAUAUCGCCACCUGUCAACGGCGAGGAGAGUACCACUUGCCAGCAGCAGGCGCCCGCUGAAAAGCUGUCGACUCGACUGGCCGUUCAGGGGAGUUUGGAGUCUAGCCCUAUAGUUGGCUCUACUGUACCGAUGCAUUUGACGUGUACGGAAAUUGAUGGCGCGACUGGAUCUUCCCUUCUGUUGAACUGCACGACGGCAGCUUGA